CUCACCGAUUUCCAUGGCUGAAACAAAUGCCCAAAACCAAGCAUUGAAUUAAACUACCUUCUUCAUUUUGUACUGUCACCAUGCCGGAAUUCGACGGCGGCGACCCUUCACCGGAGGGGAUUCUGUUCGGAAAAUAUGAACUCGGGAAGCUUUUAGGCCGUGGAGCCUUCGCGAAGGUCUACCAUGGCAGAAACGUUCAUACAGGAAAAAGCGUUGCGAUUAAAGCUGUUAACAAACUCAAGGUCUUAAAUGGCGGUUUCACGGCGCACGUUAAGAGAGAAAUUGAUAUCAUGCGCCGCCUCCGCCAUCCCAACGUCGUUCGUCUUUUCGAAGUUCUUGCAACGAAGACGAAGAUUUAUUUCGUAAUGGAAUUCGCCAAAGGCGGAGAGCUUUUCACGAAGGUUUCCAAAGGACGAUUCAGUGAGAAUCUCAGCCGUCGAUAUUUUCAGCAAUUGAUUACCGCCGUUGGAUACUGUCAUUCCAGAGGAAUUUUUCAUCGCGAUUUGAAACCGGAAAAUCUCCUUCUCGAUGAAAAUUUCGAUCUCAGAGUUUCGGAUUUCGGACUCGGUGCUUUAACGGAUCAGAUUCGACCCGACGGAUUGCUUCAUACACUCUGUGGAACUCCGGCGUACGUCGCGCCGGAGAUUCUCGCGAAGAAAGGCUACGACGGCGCGAAGAUCGACGUCUGGUCUUGCGGUAUAAUCCUCUAUGUUCUUACUGCCGGAUUUCUUCCGUUUAAUGAUUCCAAUUUAAUGGCGAUGUAUCGGAAGAUUUACAGAGGCGAUUUCCGGUGUCCGAAAUGGACGUCGCCAGAUCUCCGGCGGUUUUUAUCGCGGCUUUUGGAUACGAAUCCGGAGACGAGGAUCACCGUCGAUGAGAUUCAUCAAGAUCCGUGGUUCAGAAAGGGAUUUCAAGAGGAGAAGAUUCAAUUCGAGGAUUAUUCGGUUUCAGAGCUUUACGGCGAUAUGAACAAUGCGAAAUGUUUGAAUGCUUUUGAUUUAAUUUCGUUCUCUCUUUGCUUCGAUUCAACUGGAUUGAUCAACGAGACGGAAUUUUCGUCCGAUGUUGAGAGGUUUCUCUCCGCCGAAUCGCCGGAGAAGAUCAUAAUGACGGUGGAGGAGGUUUCGAAGUCGGAAAAUGCGGCGGUGGAGAAGAACGGUUGGGGAGCUAGAGUGGAAGGGCACGACGGCGGAUUCGUCGCCGUUAUAGAGAUUUUCCGGCUGACGGAGGAAUUAGUGGUGGUUGAGAUCAAAAACAGAGUGAGGGAAAUCGAUCAAAUUUGGAAAGAAAAAUUAAGACCUCAACUCGAUUGUUUGAUCUACCAGUCGGAAUAAUAGAUUCCGGCUUCCGGGAUUUGACCGGAAUCUGAUCGACGACGACGGUGCAGUCGACUGCCGGGUUUCCUGUAAACGGUUUCUUUUUUCCCGGGUUUUUUUAAUUUUUUUUUUUCCUUUAAUUUCUCUUAAUGGGCAUUUUUGUAAAUACACUAACUUUCAUGCUUUAUACAUUUUUACUUUUUAUAUA
Molecule: messenger RNA, 1524 nt
Organism: Cucurbita pepo subsp. pepo (vegetable marrow)
Lineage: Eukaryota; Viridiplantae; Streptophyta; Magnoliopsida; Cucurbitales; Cucurbitaceae
Source: RefSeq, a predicted model, not a curated record